UCGGUCUUUAAAAUGUUAUUUAUUUAUCGCGUGUAUACUGAUGAGUACCUACAAUUUAUUUAAUGAUGUAUUAAACCGAAAUGAUACGUUUAAAUUACACUACUCAGUACUUAAUCAUCUAGAAAUCAAUCACAUAUAGAUACAGAAUUAUUUUAGUUACUUUUUAUUUUUUAAUGUUAUACAAAUUUCAAAUCGUACAACAAAUAAUAUUGUAGUUGGCAGGUAUCAAUAUUAUUUUUUUUCAAUAAUUAUGGUAAAUUUUUAAAACAAUAAACAUGACGAAUCUUGAUGUGAAACAGACGGAACAGGUUAAUUCCCAGGAAAUGGCUUCAAUUCAAAAAGCUGCCGGCUCGCCCGGCAUAGGAUUCCGGCACCUGCAGAGCCUUUUGCUGUUCCUGUGCGUGGUGUGCGGGUACCUGAUCCGGGUGAACCUGUCCGUCACCAUCGUGGCCAUGAACCCCGUGACGAACUCGACGGACUACUUCCGGGAACUGGCCGACCACGUGCCGAUAUUCGGGUGGACCAACUCGAUGCGGUCGGUGCUGCUGAGCACGUUCUUCGUCGGCUACCUGGUGGCCAACUUUCCGGCGUCCGUGCUCGGGUGCCGGUUCGACAACAAGAUACUGCUGGCGUGCAGCAUGAUCGUCUCGUCUUUGCUGUCCAUCGUCAGCCCGCCGCUGGUGUACGAGUACGGCGCCCCCGCCCUGGUGGUCAUCCGGUUCGCGCAGGGCCUGUCGUCGGCGUUUAUGUUCCCUAUGGUGCACGGCAUCAUGUCCAAGUUUUCGCCGCCACACGAGCGAGGCCAGUUGGUCGGGUUCAUCAACAGUGGCAUACAGCUGGGCACCAUGGUCACGCUGGCCAUUUCUGGUAUGCUGUGCAGCAGCGUGAAAGGCUGGCCGAUCGUCUACUACCUGAGCGGCGCCGUCGGGCUGGUGUGGACGGCCGUCUGGCUACUGCUGGGCGCCGGGUCGCUGUCCACUCAUCGGUUCAUCGGUCAGGUCGAGAAGGACUACAUCCAGAGGUCGCUCACCAACACCGUCGACCACGAUAGACGGUUGUCAGAUACUCCAUGGAAAUCCAUAUUCACGUCAUUGCCGGUGUGGGCCACCGCCUUAGCGCACAUUGGCCAUAACUGGGGAUUUUGGCUACUGUUGACCGAGAUGCCGACAUUCAUCCACACGGUGCUCAAAUUUGACAUUAAGGAAGAUGGUAUCCUAUCGUCGUUACCAUAUCUCGCCAUGUUUGUGCUUCAGAUACCGGUCACCUUCUUUGCCGAUUUUCUGAACAAGCGCGAAAUCACUACUCUCACGGUGUCCAGAAAAAUCUGGAACACAAUAUCCUUCUGGGGUGGCGCCAUCGGCCUAACCAUACUAGGUUUCGUCGAAGACACCCGCUUGACGAUCAUCAUUUACGUGUUCAUCGUAGCCAUAGGAUGUACAUCGAACGCUGGGUUCAACAUAAAUCACAUGGAUCUAUCGCCCAACUUCGCUGGGCUCCUGAUGGGAAUCACCAAUACAGUCGCGGCUUCCGGAGGGAUCAUCGCCCCUCUGUUUGUCGGGCUCGUUGUCGACGAUCAGACUUCGGUGGCAGAAUGGCGAAUCGUUUUCAUCAGUGGUGCAGUAGUGCUAUUCGCAACCAAUUUGUUUUUUAUUAUAUUUGGCUCUGCUAAGACCCAGCCUUGGAAUUCAUUGAAAAAUAGAGAUUCUCCAAAAAUGGAUAAUACUAAGCAAGAUAUUGAAACUGUUGGAUAACAUACCAUGGAAAUCAUAUUAUACACCUACAGGCUACAACGCUAGUGUUCCACAUAAUAUGUAUGAUUAUUUGCUAUCUAUGUUUAAUAUGUAUAAAUAUAAUAUUGAUUAUGGACACAUCACCUUAAAAUUGAUUAUGAUUUAUGAAAUAAAAUUAUUUCGAUGACAAAUGUAAUUAUAAGUUUAAUGUUUAAUACUCUCACUUUAUUUUGUUUUUUGUUCUCAAUUUAAAAUUUAAAAAUGUUUAAUAAGUACCAAAUAACUGUUUUUUUUUUACAAUAAACGUCUAAUGUCUAUACGCGUUAA
Myzus persicae (green peach aphid) is the source of this 2057-nucleotide messenger RNA. RefSeq names its product putative inorganic phosphate cotransporter. The record is from RefSeq and is a predicted model, not a curated record. Gene Ontology annotation, biological process: transmembrane transport; monoatomic anion transport. The transcript has 5 exons. Gene Ontology annotation, cellular component: plasma membrane. Lineage: Eukaryota; Metazoa; Arthropoda; Insecta; Hemiptera; Aphididae. Gene Ontology annotation, molecular function: transmembrane transporter activity. The coding region runs from base 276 to 1751 and encodes 491 amino acids.